Molecule: messenger RNA, 2310 nt
Organism: Adineta steineri
Lineage: Eukaryota; Metazoa; Rotifera; Eurotatoria; Adinetida; Adinetidae
Source: the annotation of a GenBank genome assembly
AUGAGUGGAUCAGAAUCUAAUCCAAAAGUUUCUUUAUCAUUAAACACGACCAAAACACCAUCGGAUGCUAUUCAACCAAGGCGACGGAUGGGUGGAAAUUAUUCGCUUCUCUAUUUAGAUGAGUGUAUGGAUGAAGCAAAUCAAGAAUAUCAAAAUAUUUUGGCACAAUUAAAAACCAAUACUGACAAUGUUAAUAUCUUUAAGCAGCGAGACGAAUGUAUUGACUUUCUUACAGAUGCUGAAAAAAACAUCAAGUCUUUUCUUGUUGUCGAGAAUGCUACGGUUCAACAAAUAAUGCCCCUCAUUGACAAUAUCCAACAAUUGCAUAGUGUUUAUAUCUUCAGUAAAAUUAAAUGCCAACAUGAAGAAUGGACAACAAAAUGGCGAAAAAUCAGAAGCGUUUAUACCAACAUCGAUGACUUAUGCAAAGCAUUACAACUGGAUAUCAAGAAAUGCAAUCAAGAUUCGAUCGCCAUGAGUUUUAUCACGGUAGAUGAAAUGACUUCAACUGACAAUUUAAAUCAGUUGGAACCAACAUUUAUGUAUACUCAAAUAUUCAAGGAAAUUCUUCUUGAUAUGGAACAUAAUAAACAGGCUAUCAAAGAGUUUACUGCUUACUGCCGACGAACUAACUCUGGAUUGACAACGAAUAUUGAUCAAUUUGAAAACGAAUACCAUCCUCAAUCAGCUAUUUGGUGGUAUACUUCUUCUUCAUUUAUCUAUUCUAUGCUGAAUUAUGCUCUUCGCUCUAUGGAAGCCGAAAUAAUUAUUAAUAUGGGCUUUUUCAUUCAUGACCUUCAUCAACAAAUCCAGCAACUACACCAACAACAACUUAGUAGUCAUCACGAUAAACCAUUCAUAGUUUACCGAGGACAAGGUCUAUCCAAAGCAAAUUUCGAAAAACUACAAAAAACAAACGGUGCUUUACUAUCCUUUAAUAACUUUUUAUCUACUAGUACGAAAAAAAACAUCUCCCUAGUAUUUGCUAACAGCGCGUCAGACAAUGUGGACAUGAUAGGCAUUCUUUUCAAGAUGUUAAUUGACCCUCGUGUUAAAUCAGUGCCAUUUGCUUCCAUCAAACAGACAAGUUAUUAUAACGAAGAAGAAGAAAUUCUCUUUUCAAUGCACACCGUCUUUCGAGUCGGUGCAAUUAAACAAGUAGACAACGAGAAUCAACUUUAUCAAGUUGAAUUAGAAUUAACUUCGGAUGAUGAUCAACAACUACGAGUACUUACUGAUCGGAUACGAGAAGAAGUUGGUGAUAGUACUGGAUGGAAAAGUUUAGGUAACUUAUUGCUUAAAAUCGGACAAUUAGAUAAAGCUGAAGAACUUUAUAAUGUAUUACUCGAACAGACAUCUGAUGAGGAUGGACAAGCGACUUAUUAUAAUCAACUGGGAUUUAUCAAUUCGAAUCAAGAAGAUUAUGAAAAGGCUAUUUGGUAUUUCAAACAAGGACUAGAAAUUCAACAAAAAACUCUUCCCUUAAAUCAUCUUUAUUUGGCUACUUUAUACAACAAUAUCGGUUUGGUGUAUUAUAACAUGGGAGAGUACUCGAAAGCGCUUUCAUAUUACGAAAAAGCACUUGAAAUUCGACAAAAAACUCUUCCUGCAAAUCAUCCCUCAUUGGCUUCUUCAUACAACAAUAUUGGUAGUGUAUAUAACCGGAUGGGAAAGUACUCGAAAGCAAUUUCUUUUUAUGAAAAAUCACUUGAAAUUCAACAAAACACUCUUCCAUCAAAUCAUCCUUAUUUGGCUAUUUCACACAAUAACACCGGUAGUGUGUAUUACAACAUGGGAGAGUACUCGAAAGCGCUUUCGUCUCACGAACAAGCACUUGAAAUUCAAAAAAAAACUCUUCCUUCAAAUCAUCCCUCAUUAGCUACUUCAUACAACAGCAUCGGCUUGGCGUAUAACAAAAUGGUGGAGUACUCGAAAGCACUUUCAGCGCAUGAAAAAGCAUUUGGAAUUUGUCAAAAAACUCUUCGUUCAAAUCAUCCUCAUUUCGCGCAGUCAUACAACAACAUCGGUAGUGUGUAUUACAAUACGAAAGACUAUUCGAAGGCUCUUUCAUUUUUCGAAAAAGCACUUGAAAUUUGGCAAAAAACUCUUCCUUCAAAUCAUCCUUUGUUGGCUACUUCAUACCACAGCAUUGGUACGGUUUACAGAAAUAUGAAAGACUAUUCAAAAGCACUUUCAUAUUAUGAGCAUGCUCUGGACAUCAGACAACGUGUAUUACCUCCAACUCAUCCUGAUAUAAAAACUACGAUGGAAAGUAUUGAAGUUGUAAGAGAAGUUAUAAAGAAUAUUUGA